Messenger RNA from Cylindrotheca closterium, 1380 nucleotides. NCBI's taxonomy places the organism in Eukaryota, Bacillariophyta, Bacillariophyceae, Bacillariales, Bacillariaceae. The record is from the annotation of a GenBank genome assembly.
AUGCCCACGCGCAAGGCGGACGAAAUCACUGGAAACUCCCCCGGUGGUAGUGACAAUAAAAAUAACAUCCACAAUCACAAGGAUGAUGAAAACACCCCAGUUGCCAAGAAACUGAAAUCCUCUCCGACCGACAUGAUCAUCAAGUUGGGAGCGGAAAAAUACGAAUAUCAUUGCCAUUCCAUCCACAUGGCCAUGCAAAGUGACUUUAUCGAUGCGGCUUUGGCCUCACCGAUGCGAGAAAGCGUCACCAAGGUUAUUGAACUCCCAGAUGUAACUCCCAAAAUAUGGGGAUUGAUGAUGAAGAUUAUUGAUUCCCCGCACGUGGCUAACUUUCUAGGCACGACCAUGGGCGACGUCCUCUUGGCAGCCGAAAAGUUUGACCAAUAUCAAUUUAUCAAUGGUCUUGCCUGUUGUGCCAAACAGGUCUCACUGGGAUUUCAUCAAUUGAAUAAAAUGUUCCACACGGAUCGAUUAAAAGCGGAACUCAAGAUCAAUAGUGCGAUACGGCACGCCAUUCAAUGCGACAAGAUGCAACUGAAGCAAUCCAUGCCGUCGGUGGUGGCCUUUUUUCGACUGGCACUAGCAAUGCCAAAAGAAGGAAAAAGCUACAGUGGUGGACUCAGCUUCAAGGAAGAACAAUUGAAACUGCUGGCACCGCUGAUAGCCAAAGAAAAAUUGGUGGGUGAUCGGUGGACCGAGGAGGAGAUCUUAUGUCCGCUAUUUCCAAAGCACUAUUUGGCUACCUUAAUGAAGGUAUAUGAAGACAAGACCUUUGGGCCCAUGCACCAGCGCAAGCCCAUGAAGCAGGCGACCUUGUGGCUCAAAAAGGUCACCAAGACGAAAAAGUACAAAAUUUCCGUCCUCCGAAACACGAAUCAAUCCAGCGCAACCCCUUCCUUCAUUGGUAGUCCCCAACCGCAUAGUAGCAUAGAAUGGGGCAAUGAUGAAUUACCAAAUGCCAUGAUAGGCUUGAAAAAGCUUUCCAAUGGCGGCAACUGGGUAAUUGCCACUGCACGAACGGUUGUCGGGGAGAAUGGGCAUCACCCACACUCCCAAGUGUUGUGGAGGUGUCCCAUGAGCACCAACUUUGUCAACUUUCCACCCACAAAGGGAUGGGUCAAAGUAGACGAGGAUGCUCCCAAGGGUUCCUUGAGGAUUGAAUUGGGAGAAACGGAUUCCGAUCGUCAUUCUUCGUCUCCUUCUGCGGUUAUGGCUCGUCAUCGACGGCGGGUGCAUGUGGCUGCUGCUGCUGCUCCUCCUCCUCCUCCUGCUGCUCGCAAUGAUGAUAAUAAUAAUAAUAAUAACGCUGCAGGAGCUGGAGCUGGAGGGGACAAUGCUCCAGCACAAGGUGGUGGUGGUCCAUUGAACGUAAUAGAAUAG